AUGUCGAGCCUCAGGUCGUAUAGCGACGACGACGACAGCAGCGAGUAUGGCUACAACCUGAGCCCGGAGGAGGAAAGACUUCUUUGCGCACUUGCGGACCGCAUUUCUCCCGUGGUUCCAACGUCGGCCCCGCCAGAACCAGCGCCGACGAAAGUUCCAGCGCCCGCACCGCGGAUCCCAGCUCCGCGUACGUCACGACCACCGCCCUCCCCACCCAAGCCCUCCAAGCCCUCCCAACCCACAAUAGAUUCAAAGGCCCCAUCUUCAUCAUGGGAUCCGCCCGUACCCGAAGUUGUUUCGGUCUACAGACCCCCAACAGUGCCCCAGAAUAAACCGAGGCCAUCGCAGCUAGUCAAGCCGAGGUGGGACAUCAGUGGCGGCAUCAAACCCGAUGCUUCUCAAGCCGUUGAUGAAGCGCUCGACGCCCUCAGUGAGAACGACUUGAAAUUUGACAUCAUCCAGCUCACCCCCGAAACGAACCCUCGUACCUAUCGUCAUGGCUCGGCAAAUUCUAAGCAUGUGGGCAGGGAGAGCGGUGACAGUCAGGACAGUGGAAUCUGGAAUGCGCCGCGCAGCAGUGGCAGCCGUGUGUCUUUCGACGUCAAGCACAAGACAGCGCGCAUGUCUACCGUGGAUACAAUACCGGACGUCAACUACCCGGACCGUGAGUUGUCUGCCCCCGGCUUUGUCGCCUGUCUAACUGACCAGACACCUCGACUAGUGAGUCAGGCGCUUGCUGGCGUCAGCGACACGUCGUUAUCUGUGUCGGAUGAGAACCCCCAACACAUGCUCGAGAUAGAAGUCAAGAGACUCAAUGGCGUUGUUCCGUCGCCCCUCGCCCAGUUUCGAUCUUUUCCAAAGAAACCACUGUCUGUUACUGAUCUUACAGCCGGGCUAUGGUGCGAGUUGCAGCACUACUACACACUGUCGAGACUUCCGUUUGGCAGAAGGACGCAAACUCCUGCCAUGAAGAGGGGCUCCAAGGUUCACGAGAAGCUCGAGCGCGAAGUUUUUCAGCCCGUUACAGUCACCAUCGCUAAAAAGGUGGACAAUUUAGGUCUGCAAAUGUGGAAUGUCAUUUUGGGUUUACGAACACUUCGCGAUACUGGCUCAACCCGGGAACUGCAGGUUUGGGGCAUGGUAGACGGCAACCUGGUGAACGGUGUCAUUGACUACCUCAGCUACGAGAAUCCCGAUUCCGAACUAGAAGAGGAGACUCUCAGCAGUCGCGGAAGCCAAACCACCGCCUCACAACGCCUCGCUGACACCAUGAUGCAAGUCUACAUAACCGACAUCAAGACUCGUCUCACUCCCAAGCCCCCGUCUAAACCCCAGGUUCACAUGUCCCUGAUCCAGCUGUUCCUGUACCACCGUUUUCUCAGUGAGAUGGCCUCUGACAAACUCGACUACUUCCAGAUCUUUGGCCGGUACAACUUGAACCCCGAGGAACCCUUCUCAGACUCGUUUAUGGCUCAAAUGGGCGCUCUGCAUGAAGAGGUGUUUGAGAAUGGGGAUUCAGAAAGCGAAACGGAAGGGGCGUCAGAAUGGGUGUAUGAAUCCGAAAGCGCCAGGACCACCACUACAUCCACGACAACCACCACGACGGAAUCCUCUGCUUAUUUCUCUGCCCCGGCGUCACCCGGUGCAGGGAAACGACCCAAGGGUCUCAAGUACGGCAAUCUCCAAUCGUUGCUAGGGCUUUUGAAGUUUGAGCUCCAGGUCACCUUUCCACAUGGAGCAUCGGAUAUCGGACAGAUAGUAGCUGUGGAAUAUCGCUCUCGAGGCAAGGGGAAGGCACCGGCUGCUGCUGAGGAAGAAGAUGAAGACGAGAUAGACAAGGAUGAGGGGAGGGUCAUCUCCACGACUACGUAUUUUGUCGAGCCGGGCACGCUGGAUACGUAUCUUGCGCAGACUAUGCCUUGGUGGAAGGGGGAGAGGGAGCCGAGGGGGGUGGAGAUGGAGGAUGCGUUCAAGUGUGGGUAUUGCGAGUUUGCGGGGGAGUGUGAGUGGAGGGCGAAGAUGGAUGAUGAGGUGGUCAGGAAGGCGAGGGCGAACAGGGCUAGACGAGAAAGGAAGAGGAUGAAGGAGGAGGGGGCGGUGGUUGUUGGGGAGGGGUUGGAGGGGGAGCAGGGGGAGAAGCCGGUUUUGGAGGAGUAUAGUGGGGAUGUGGAGGAGAGCGCGUCGCAGAGGAAGAAGAAGGGGAAGAAGAGGGGUGGUGAGGAGAAGAAGAGUAGGAGUAGGAAGAGGCAGAGUGCCAGUCAGGAGGGGAUUGCGUGGUGA
Molecule: messenger RNA, 2280 nt
Organism: Podospora anserina S mat+
Lineage: Eukaryota; Fungi; Ascomycota; Sordariomycetes; Sordariales; Podosporaceae
Exons: 1
Coding region: 1-2280 (759 amino acids)
Biological process (GO): interstrand cross-link repair
Cellular component (GO): mitochondrion; nucleus
Molecular function (GO): single-stranded DNA 5'-3' DNA exonuclease activity
Source: RefSeq, a predicted model, not a curated record